Gadus morhua (Atlantic cod) is the source of this 3440-nucleotide messenger RNA. Its product is annotated as ETS domain-containing transcription factor ERF. The record is from RefSeq and is a predicted model, not a curated record. Gene Ontology annotation, biological process: cell differentiation; regulation of transcription by RNA polymerase II. The transcript has 4 exons. Gene Ontology annotation, molecular function: sequence-specific DNA binding; DNA-binding transcription factor activity, RNA polymerase II-specific. Lineage: Eukaryota; Metazoa; Chordata; Actinopteri; Gadiformes; Gadidae. Bases 241 to 2079 code for a protein of 612 amino acids. Gene Ontology annotation, cellular component: nucleus.
ACUCACCUCCACCUCCCUCUCUCUCCGUGUUACCCAGGGUUCGCCUUCCCGGAGUGGGCCUACAAGCCCGAGUCCAGCCCGGGCUCCAGACAGAUCCAGCUGUGGCACUUCAUCCUGGAGCUGCUGAGGAAGGAGGAGUACCACGAGGUGAUCGCCUGGCAGGGCGACUACGGGGAGUUCGUCAUCAAGGACCCCGACGAGGUGGCACGCCUGUGGGGGGCGCGCAAGUGCAAACCCCAGAUGAACUACGACAAGCUGAGCCGUGCACUGAGGUAUUACUACAACAAGAGGAUCCUCCAUAAGACCAAGGGGAAACGCUUCACCUACAAGUUCAACUUCAACAAGCUGGUCCUGGUGAACUACCCCUUCAUCGACAUGGGCUCUGGACGCGUCCCCCAGAGCGCCCCGCCCAUCACCAGCGGCGGCUCCCACUUCCGCUUCCCGCCCUCCACGCCGUCGGAGGUGCUCUCCCCCAGCGAGGACCUCCGCAGCCCGGGGGUGUUCAGCGGCGUGGCCCGGCGCAUGGCGCGGGGCUCCGUCAGCGACUGCAGCGACGGCACCUCCACCAACUCGGAGCUGGAGGAGACGGUGGGGGGCGGUGGCGGUGGGGCCCCCGGCGACGACCGGGGCCUGGGGGGGCCCGACCGCUCCUUCAGGGGCCUCCUGCCGCCGCGCAUGACCCACGAGUCCCUGUUCCGCAUGUACGGCUCCGGGGCGCACCUGGCCAGGCCCACCCCGCGGGUCCACUCGGAGCAGCUGUCCCCCUUCCCCGUGUCCCCGCUGCCCGGCCCCGGGGGCCACCUGGGCCCCGCACUCUCCCCGGGUCUGUCCAUGACGCCGGGCUCCCACCUGCCCUACACCCCGUCCCCCUCCAUGUCCUCCCCCAUGCUGGGCUCCCACUUCUCCUUCAACGCGGACGACAUGAAGCGCUACCUGCAGGCCCACGCCCAGUCGGUGUACAACUACCACCUGAGCCCCCGCGCCUUCCUGCACUACCCAAACAUCCUGAUCCCCCAGCCGCACCGGCCCGCGCCGCCGCCGCCCCCGCCGCCGCCGCCGCAGCCGCAGCCCGCCCACGACAAGCCCCCCGCCCACCACCUGCUGCACGCCCCCCCGCCGCCGCCCAUGCACCUCUCCCAUUCGCUGGCGGGGUCCCUGGGGGCGGGGCUGGACGACCAGCAGCAUCCCUCCCCCUUCAAGUUCAAGCUGCAGCCGCCGCCGCUCGGACGCAAGCAGCGGGACGGGGGCUGCUCCUCCUCCUCCUCCGCCCACGGCCAAUCGGCGGCCUCCGCGGGCUCCGGCAUGCACUCUAACCACGCUGCCAUGGCGACGCCCAAGAUCAAGGUGGAGCCCAUCUCCGACAACGAGUCCGAGGAGGUGGAGGUGACCGACAUCAGCGAGGAGGACGAGCAGAUGAAUCACCACGGCGACGGCGACGGCGACGACGACGACGACUACGGCGACGAUGACGAGGGCGACGUGUUCACCCCGACCAGCCGGCCCAAGCUCCUCCCCCACCACCAGCACCACCAGCACCCCCACCACCACCACGCCCUCCACCGCUACAUCCCCGGCCACCUGCAGCUCGGCAACGGGACCGCCGGCCGGCCCCCGCCUCCGCUCCAUAGCAACAAGCCGCCGCAGCAUCAGCACCACCCCCACCACCACCCGGAGGACGACGAGGACGACGAGGACGUCUUCAAGACCCCGGCCACGCCCCCUCUGAGCGCGGGCCUCCCGCCCCUCCCCCUGCUGAGCCUGAAGAGCGAGCCGGGUCAGGGGUCGGCUCCCAUCAGCCCCGGCGGCACGCUGUGCAUCCCCCUCAAGCUGCGCUUCAAGCGGCGCUGGAGCGAGGACCAGAAGAUGGAGGCGGACGGCGAGAGGGAGGAGGCGGAGGACAAGAAGGUGCGGAGCGCCGAGCAAGAGGACGGGGAGGUGGCCAGAGGAGCAGCAGCAGCAGUAGGAGGAGCAGGGGGGGGGGUGGAGGGCCUGGGGGUGGCCCCACCCACCCAGCGUCGCUCCUCCUCCGAGCUGCAGAGGGCCACCGCCCAGCUGUCCCUGGAGAACUCCGGCUGCUGAGACAUGCGCGCACGGUCACGCACGCACACACACAUACAUGCCCAGGCAGCUUCCCACCGACGCCUUAACGCAUGAGAACACACACCUGCGAGACCAGACCCUCAUGAGUGUGUGAACCUGUGUGUGUGUGUGUGUGUGUGUGUGUGUGUGUGUGUGUGUGGGGGGGAGGGGGGGCCUUCAGCACCUCCACACAUCCAACAUGAACACGGCAGAAUGUGUCCCUGCUUCGACCUUCUAACACUAAAGACUGAACCUCUACUCAGCCUCAAACUCACCCAGUGGGGGCCCCCCAUUCUGGGCCCCUGUUCUACCAAGAGCCCCCUCGAUGCGGCCCCCAGAUGUUUGAACUCACACAACACAAGUCCAUGUUUCUCUGCAGGUUCGAGAAGAGGGCUUGGAGUCCAGCUGUGUUGGCCGGUCAGGAUGAUAAGCAUCCGGGUCCACUUACCCCUUCACCUGUCCUUAACGCGUUUCACCUGUCCUUAACGAGCUCACCUGUCCCUAACGAGUCCCUCUAAUCAAGCUGCCUGAUUGGAUGUGGCUAAUCGGAGCAGCGUCCGAUCCACCAGCAGCGUGAUGUGAUGAAAUAUAAAUGAAUUACACAAAAUGGAGAAGGGAUGCCUCUAGGCCACACCCACAAACGCCACCCCUCCCCGACAAGAUGGAGGACGCUUCAACAACACAAUUAUAAACAGUCAAUGAAAUUGGAUCACAUGACCAGUCUGGUUCCGACAAGGCGAUCAGUGUCUUACUCUGAAAGGAACAAACCAAUCACAGCCUUCAAACCUAAUGAACGGAACUAGCCAAUCACAGCCUUCAAACCUAAUGACCGGAACUAGCCAAUCACAGCCUUCGAACAAGGGACUGCAUCAAGGCAGCCUCACCCCCACCCCCCCCCCCCCCCACACGUCUGGCGGACGUUAAACCAAUCAGAACAGCAGACGGUCAGUCGCUCCCGGGCCAGGUAAGGCCUCUGAUUGGACACCAUGUUAGGCUUCUCCCUCCCCACGGUUCGAGGACGCUGAUUGGUAGAGAGCGCCGUACGGAACCCUGUAAUUAUGUACACUUUCUCCUUUUCAACCAAUGGGCUUUGAGAGAACUGCGGGGGACCGGCCAAUGGGAGGGAAUGAGGGAGUCGGGAGGAGGAGCUGAGGCAUUGGUUGACUCCUCCUCCUCCUGAAGAGAAAACAGUUUAUAUAUACAAGCAGAAGUGGUGUAUCUGUAUGUGCUGUGUGUCUCAGUGUUCUCCAAGGACAGUAGUGCCUCGUGCAGAGAGAGUGAGGGAGAGAGAGAGUGAGGGAGGGAGAGAGAGAGAGAGAGUGAGGGAGAGAGAGUGAGGGAGGGAGAGAGAGAGAGAGGGA